AUGCAACAAAAGCAAAACAAUACUUAUGACAAACAAAUUAAAUACCAACAGAUACAAUUUUCUCAACAAAAACAACAAUAUAAUCAAUAUCUUCAACAAAAGCAAAAUAUUCCAGUUCAACCACCAAACCAACGAGAAUACCAACAUAUCCCACAACAAAAAAUUGCAAUUUCCCAUCUUACACCUAAGAUUUCUGAAAUCCAAAUUCCAAAACAGCCAAAACCUCCUAUGAUGCCACAACAAAGUAACAUAAGUCAUCCUGUUAAUGUUCCACGUCCAAAUCAACUUCCUGUUCAGUCAAAUCAAAUUAUUCCACCAAAUUAUUUGCCUCCGAACAUUCAGAAGGACAAAACCGCCGACAAAUCGUUACAGGACAUAACCGACAGGCUAAAAUCCCAAUACUUUGAAUUACAAAAAUUUAGCCAGCAACAGAGCCAAAUUGCGCAGAGAAUGCCUAUAGGACAGACUAACAUCAAUAUAAAUCAACCAAAAAAGAGAGGAAGAAAGAAGAAAAAUCCUCAAUUAUCAGAUGAUGGUGAACAUUUUGAGCAACAGAACCCCGCAGUACCUCAGAUUAACCAAGCGAUGCCACAGAUGAAUCAGACAAUGCGCCCUAUUAUUUUUCCAUAUGUAAAUUCACAAUUUCCUCAAAAUCCGACAGUUUUCCAGCAAAAUGCAAUUCCAAAACCUCAGAUUGCAUAUAAUUUACCACAAGGAUAUCAAAAUAGAAGUAAUAGCCUCCCAAUAAACCCAAUGCCUCCGAAAAACAAUAAACAUUAA
Messenger RNA from Trichomonas vaginalis G3, 780 nucleotides. RefSeq lists its product as uncharacterized. Bases 1 to 780 code for a protein of 259 amino acids. The record is from RefSeq and is a predicted model, not a curated record. The transcript has a single exon. Lineage: Eukaryota; Parabasalia; Trichomonadida; Trichomonadidae.